AUGACACUCGAUGUGAGAUUGGUUGAAGGAGGAACCCUCACUAUUUAUGCAAAUUACAUUGCUGAGGACUGUAGUGAUCAUGGAGUGUAUGGAGAAGACUUUACUGAGACCCCACCAUACCCUUAUGCUGACUUUCAAGUUCUCCAUGCUGAGUUUGAUUGGUCACCAAUUAUAUCUAAAGAUGGGCCAUUCGGGUAUAUUGUCGAUCUUUGGGAAGGACCCCUACCCCAUAGAGAAUUUGAGCUAACAGAAGAAACCCCAUCAAUGGCUGUUCAUGGGUAUCGAGUACAACAAUUUAGAAGUAUAAUAAUCUAUGUGAACAGCGGAACAGUCGAUUUUCUCAUCGACUAUGCACAAGAUGGUUGUUUGACGGAGAAAAAGGAAAUGUGUCUGGAUGCUUUAAGCUUUGAAGUCGAUGAUGAAGUGUUGAGUCCCCGGCAAGGAGAACCAAUGCUAAAUCUGCCUACUCUUGGAGAAACGCUGGGCCCAAGAAUGCGACACGGAUCGAUCGAUCAAGGAACGGCUUCACAAGAGUGUCUGUAUUUUCAGUCUUCAAUCACUUGCCCAUCAAGCACAUUGUAUUCCACUUAUGCAGGCGGUGAUCCAGGACUCAACAAAUCUGAAUAUCUCCUUCUAGAGGCAGAAUCUGGUCAUUCCAUAUUAACUCGGAACACAGCCACAACCAUUUUCACGGAAAGCGAUUGCUCAUUUUGUUUGGUUUACGACCUACGAACAGCUGAAGAGCUUUUGGAGGGUUUUUCCCUUUGGACAUCUUACUUUACUCCGUGGACAUUCGAUAAAUCAGACGAGCUUUUGCACCGAAUAUGGUCGAAAAAAUGGUGGAACUAUUUUCGUAAUAGGUCAGACGAACCUCGUGAGAUGAAAGCUGAAGUGAAAAAGAUUAUCGGUGGAACUCUUUACCUUUGGGCAUUUCGUGAACCGCUUUGCAAAACAAAUCCCCUAAUGCCAACGAUGAAUGUUACUUUAACAACCCUUCCGAUAAACUCAACGUUUUAUUUUGACGCUGCGUGUUUCGGGCUCGAUUGGCAAGCUGAUGAAGAUGCAAUUGCGGGUGCCGGCUUUGUGCUUCAUUUGUGGGAGGGAGAAAUAAUUGUACCAACAAAUGAUACACCGAUCACAAUACCAAACUUCCCAACGACGAACACUCGCUUGUUUUUCAUUGUUGGAGGAGCAGUUAGUGGAGUUCUUAUUCUAUUGGUCAUUGUCCUCUCUCUUGGUUUGGUCUAUCAGUGUUGUCCUGGAUGUUGGCCGAUGAGAUAUGUAUUGAAAGAACGAAUGCAAUUGUACGCUCUUCAUGAAUUGCGGAAACACUGGAAGAACGAUUACAAGAGUCACUUCAAAGAGUAUAGCAAAUUUUGUGAU
Messenger RNA from Mesorhabditis belari, 1383 nucleotides. The record is from the annotation of a GenBank genome assembly. NCBI's taxonomy places the organism in Eukaryota, Metazoa, Nematoda, Chromadorea, Rhabditida, Rhabditidae.